Procambarus clarkii (red swamp crayfish) is the source of this 2667-nucleotide messenger RNA. RefSeq names its product bolA-like protein 1. The record is from RefSeq and is a predicted model, not a curated record. NCBI's taxonomy places the organism in Eukaryota, Metazoa, Arthropoda, Malacostraca, Decapoda, Cambaridae. Gene Ontology annotation, cellular component: mitochondrion.
AUAGAAAAUAUAAACUUACCUCUCCCGGAGUAGAAGCGACCAUCAACAAACACCCCAGCCUCCUGGUCCCAGUACUCAUUCUGCCGACUCUGCUCUGUGCAGUCAUCUGGAGGUGGGAACCUUCACGCACACUGCACGUACCAUAAAGAAGAAGAAUCUACUGUGCUCUGUGGGAUUCCUGAAUCAAGAAUUUUGAGAACCUUGACGUUUGUGUGAACACCUAGCUUCUGAGCCACUUACGGGUCGCCAGGAAGCUUGUUGCAUUUGCUGCCAGCAGGGUUGUUUUUACCGUAAGGCAACUAUAUUCAAGAGAUCAGAUAGUUACAACGCCUGGUAUCCCAGGGAAGUUGAUAGAUUUUGUGGAUAAUUUCCAGCUAGAUCUUUGGGAUAACGAGCAGGGAGCGGGUUUGUUCAAGAGGUGUCGAGGAUUGGCUCCUGUGUGUGAUUUCUGGGCAUGGAAGGCUUCAGGCUCUUGCUCUGCCAGGGCACAAUACAAAGAUUUGCUUCAUCUGCUAUAUUUUCAACCAAAAUCAGUGCACAUCUUCAUGUAAUGGCAUCAGGUGGUCCAGUAGAAUCAACUCUGAGGAAUAAAUUGGAAGAGGCAUUGCACCCUACUCACAUAGAGAUUAUGAAUGAAUCCUAUAUGCACAAUGUACCACCAGGCUCUGAAACCCAUUUCAAAGUUCUAGUGGUGUCUGAAGCAUUCAAUGACUUAUCUCUGAUCAAGCGUCAUCGACUCGUGAAUGCUACACUGAGUGAAGAGCUCAAGAAGGGAGUCCAUGCACUGUCUAUUGUAGCACGAACACCUGCUCAGUGGGCAAAGGAACCUCAAGAAAUAGAAUGCAGUCCUGCAUGUCAAGGUGGCUUUGGCAAAUAAUAUACAGUAGUUGUAUUUAUGAAGAAUGUUGAAUUAUGAGAAGUCAGUAUGACUUGUAAACUUGUAUCACCCUCCCUCCCCAAUGGCCAAAACAACAAUAUGUAAUAUAAAUUUUCUGGAAUUCCAUAAAAUAUACUUUAAUUGCCAUAGCAUUAGUCUAGCAAACACAAAAUUUGUGCUCAGAAGCAAGUAUUGCCUCUGCCACCCGCCCACGUUGGAGAGUACAUUUGUACGUAUACUUUGAUCGUACAGUAUAUACACAUUAUUACGCAAGUAUUGGUAUAUUGUCAACUAAAUAUAUUAUCUGAUAUCAAAGUUAAAAUAAAUUAUUUACAAAAAAAACUUCAAGCUAACCAUUACCUCUAUACUUGUAACAAAGAAAAUUAAGACUGUAUUCGGUAGCUUAUUUGAGCAUCAGAGCCAUCCACUAAUGGCAGAGGUAACACUUCAUAAUCCUGAAUGGCUAUAUGGAAAAAUAUUAUUAUGUAUGACUGCAAACUAAUGCUCUCCCUUAGAUUUUUUAAUACUUUUGUCUAUUCCUGCAGUUUAGGGGUUAAGUAAUGUUAGCUGUAAUUGACACUUUUUAGAAAUAUUAAUAAAACUUAAAUUACCCUACAUAAAUCUUUAACUUUCUGAUAGACCAACAUCAUCUAUGUACAUAAAAUUUGAUCUAUCACAUUUAUGCACCAAGCUCACACACUUAAUAUUUUAAGCCUGACCUCCCUCAUGACUUUGUUCACUAUACAGGUAUAUUUAAUCAUUAAGAUGUUACACAACCCUGCCAUUAAUUUCAAACCCAUCACUGAUUUAACCAUUAACUCUUUCACAUGAUCUACUUUCUUCAUUAACUCUUUGCUUCAUAUAACAAUUCUACCAACUCCAUACAUGCUCAUCACUCUCCAGACUCCCUAUUAACUUUAAUCAUGUAUACCUUACAAUCUUUCUCACAUGCCUUCCCCAAUAGUAGUUUCAAAGCAAAUACAGUACUGUUCUAUAUAUGAUCCACACGGUCUUUUCCACCAAAGAAGCCACCUUUUUCAUCAACAACCAACUUCUUGCUUAUUUUCUGUAUUCUUCCAACCAAUAUUUUGCUACACACUUUAUUCAACACAGUAGAUUAGUGCCUUUAUUAAUGCUAUUUUAAUACAAUGAUACAAUCUCAGUUUUAUUUUGUGUAUAUCCAGUUAGCCUCUGUACAACUUUUCCACACCAGUCAAAUUCUCCACAUUAUAAUACUUUUUCUUCACAUUUAAUAUUUAUGUAACAAUAUCAACGACACCUGGAACUAUCCCACAUUUUACCGACAGCAAUAUCUUGCACUAAUCUCAUAUCCUAAAAACCAAUCAUUUUGACAUUUUCACUCCUUUUACAAAUUUCAUUCAUCAGGUUUUCAAAGUAUUUUCUCCACCUAUAUCUUGCUGCUACUUCAAUUAACAAUUUCCCGUGGUUAUCUCUAAAAUUUACACUGGCUAUUCCACCAAUCUCCUUUAUCCACUUCCCUACAUUUUUACACAAGUGCUUCCUGGUUAGUUGUUGCCUUAACUCCUCAUAUACUCUCAGUUGUGCUCUCUUCAUUCAUACUAUUAUCUUCUUGCCUCUCAUUUUCCUGUCACUGUGUAUCUAUAGAAUCCCUUUGUCCUUAUUUUUUCUACUUUCAUAUACAUACAGUACAUAGUUCAAGUGACCUUUUAAUUUAUAGACUGUACAUAUGUAUACAUACAAUUUAUAUCUGAGUAAAAGUACAAUACUUUUACAAUACUUUUAAAAGUACAAUACAAUUUAUAUCUGAG